AUGUCAAACCAAUCGGAACUCUUAAGCAAGUUCAUGCGUGUGCAAACUGCCAAAGGCACAGCCGACGAGAAAAAAUUAUGGCUGCUUUCAGAAGCAGGGAAGUCCAUGUGUUUGCACUGCCAGAAAAUCGAUACAAUUUGCGAGUUCAAAAUUUCCCCCAUCCAAUGCCAACAAUGUCGUACGCGAGGAAAAACAUGCAGUAGAACCAUCGCCUUCCAACGGGAUGUUAUUAAGGGAAGGUUGAAGUUAACAGAUGAAGCCUACGAUGCACUACUGGAAGAAUAUUCUCGUGGCCACCAGUCAUCAGGAGGGCAUGUGGAACCGGGUCAAGUGGCUGACGAGGAGGGCAAGUCCAACAUCGAACAGUUACAGUUAACCCCAAGUCCACCACCAGCCCCCAUUACUCGAAAACGCACCAGAACGACCAAUGCCAGGCGACAUGGUACAGACUACACUGCCCCGAUUUCAGCGGAUAAAAUGCACAGGAACAGGAGCAAUGACAGGCCACCUUCCCCUCUGCCAGUAAACGCACCGGCUCAGUUUUCCGUUCCGUAUUCGGUGCCAAACAACAUCCAGGCCAAUUUGGGCCAAUCUUGCGACGAUUACACCUUUGUGGAUGGAGGAUUACCCAAUAGCUCACUAGUUGGUAGGGAUGAAGUUGACCAUUGCUCACAUAGAAGUUAUUCUGUCUCUGUUCCCCAUGAUCAAUCGCACCGCAUGGACCAUAUUGUUCAAUCCACUGGCGAAAAGGGCAGCAACGCCGAACCCGUCAACGACAUCAGUUUCCUGAAAAGGCAAAUCGAGGACAUUUCGACCGAAAUUCAAUACAAACAUACAAGACUUGAUGACGAUAUGUGCAUACGCCUCGACAGCAUUGCAAGUAAAAUGGGAAAACUAGUAAAAAAGUCCAACCAUGACGAAGUUUGA
Messenger RNA from Marasmius oreades (fairy-ring Marasmius), 927 nucleotides. RefSeq lists its product as uncharacterized. The coding region runs from base 1 to 927 and encodes 308 amino acids. The transcript is spliced from 6 exons. The record is from RefSeq and is a predicted model, not a curated record. NCBI's taxonomy places the organism in Eukaryota, Fungi, Basidiomycota, Agaricomycetes, Agaricales, Marasmiaceae.